CUGCGUAUAAAAAAUGUUGAAGUUUAUGAAGAAGAAUAUUGCCAAACACUUUGGAGGGAAACAGACCCGAGUUCAGCCCUCGGACUCCGAGAAAAACCAGAUAUUUUACAGACCAGUCGAUUACAUGGACAUGCUUGAGCAGUUCUGGACCAGCAAGCCCAACAACUACCAGGGCCUGAUUGUUUACGAGACCACCUUCGUUCAGGGGGGCUACACCAGUUUCGUGACCCUACCCACCGGUCAUUGUUUCGCAAACCCACAAAGGUGCAGAAAUGCUCUUAAUUCGAGACAAUUUGCAGCUAGAGUUGCGUUGAUUCACUCCAUGUUCGGAGGCCACAUUUUCCACGAACAGAAUGGAAAUAAUAGUAGCAAUGUGAACCAAAAGGGCAACAAUGUGAACAACAAAUUCAGUGGUCACGAUGAGUCCUUUGAUUCGACACUUGAAGAGAUCAUUCAAAACCAAUCGGUGUCCAACAUCAAGUGUGACAAGGAGGAGAGCUUCGAGGCCAUGUCCUAUGUGUUGAGCAGUUCGAGGAGCAACUCCUCAGGAGCUGAAAGGUUCCACAUGCUGCUCAAACUCCACCUGAUGCACUGGAAUGGAUCCUUCAGGAAACUCAAGUCCAUGCGUUACACCAAACAACAGAUUGCCCGAGACUUGACACACCUCCCAGUUGAACAGCUGACCGAAUUCAUGACUUUGGAAUGGAGUAUGCGUGAACAGAAACAGCCAGGCGUGAUCUGUCUAGAACUGGCCAGAUGUCAACGCCAGUUGUUCAAGGCCACCAAAGACCAGCAAAACGUCCGGGUUGCCAAAGAGAAGUGUCUUAUUUUAAUCUCAGCCCUGGAUUUGGUCCAGUGAUUGACGCCCUGAAUACACUCAAACUAACCCUCAAUUAACAUAUGCAGCAUUAAUACAAUAUACUCAGUUCGCCAAAUGUUCACUCUAAAAGGAGCUGAGUGGAGCUUUCAUUUUUGAUACGUCUUUUUAAUUAAUAAAGGACAAAUUGUUUAAAUAAUGUUUUAAAGUUGUAAAUCUUCUUUUAUAGUUGUGAUAA
Molecule: messenger RNA, 1055 nt
Organism: Symsagittifera roscoffensis
Lineage: Eukaryota; Metazoa; Xenacoelomorpha; Acoela; Convolutidae
Product: protein limb expression 1 homolog
Exons: 4
Coding region: 14-859 (281 amino acids)
Source: RefSeq, a predicted model, not a curated record